AUGGAUUCAAUAAGGGGUGGAGGCGAAGACCAAGAUGAAGGGAUCCGUCUAACAUGGGAACCGUCAGACGCAGUGGUCGCAGCGGGCGAGAGCACCGUGCUCAACUGCGCGGCGGUGGCGGGAGGCGUCGUUAGAAUAGCGUGGAGGCACAGCGCGCAGAUGCCUACCAGAGAGCAUGCCGUGUCAGCAAAUGACAAGUACAGGAAGCAGCUGCCUAACGGGUCCCUGGUGAUCGAGAACAUGUCCGCGUCCACCGCGGGGCAGUACCAGUGCGUAGCCAGCGUCGACGGCAUCGGUACCAUCGUUUCGAGACUCGCUACUGUUUUCCUCGCAGAGCUGCCAGAAGUGAGUGGCGGUGCGCGCAGCGUGUUGGGCGUGCUGGGCGGGCCGGUGCUGCUGCCGUGCGGGCUGCGCGCGCCGCCGCGGCUGGCGCUGCGCGUGCUGAGCGCGGGCGGCGCGCCCGACCGCAGGGUUUAUGGCGCUUCCAAAGUUCACAUCAUGCCGCCGACGCUCAAACUCAACGUGACGUGGCUGAAGAACGGUUCUCCGGUGCGCCUGGAAUCGGCGCGAGUUGCAAUAACGCCGAGCGGCGCACUCGAGAUAGAGCCUCUGCGCGCGCACGACGCGGCGUCGUACCGGUGUCGAGUCGCGCUCGCCUCGCACCCGCAGCUUUACAAGACGAGCGAAGAGAUGGAGUUACGCGUGAACGCGGAUGUGGCGGGCACCGAGUCACCGCCGCGGUUCAUCGCCACACCUCAGCCGGCCACUGUCAUGGAGGGCGCGUCCGUGACGUUCGACUGCGCGGCGGUGGGCAACCCGAAGCCGGAGAUGUCGUGGCUGAACAACGGCGUGGCCAUCGACCUGUCCGACCUGGACUCGCGCUUCUACCUGGCGGGCUCGGGCUCGCUCCGCGUGCAGUCGGCGCGGGCGCUCGACGCCGGCGCCUACACCUGCCGGGCCCACAACAGGCUGGACUCCGCCGACCACACCACCCAGCUGCACGUUCUGUCGGCGCCGCGCGUGCAGCUGCCGUCGGGGCCGCUGGUGGCGGCGCGCACGCGCGGCGACGUGACGCUGCGCUGCGAGGCGCGCGGCCGCCCGCCGCCGAGGGUGCGCUGGCUCAAGGACGGCGAGCCGCUGUCGCCCAACCAGCACGACAUCGCGCUGGUGGACGGCACGUCGCUGCGCAUCCAGGGCGUGCUGCUGGUGGACGCCGGCAUGUUCCAGUGCUUCGCCAGCAGCGCCGCGGGCUCCGCGCACGCCGCGCUCCGACUCAAGGUCGCCCCGCCGGACCUCGAAACAAACGGCACCCAAAAAACCUACACCAAAUCGACCCAAGACAUUUUCAAUACCCUCGUUUCCUCCCCUCUCGCGGACCCUCCCCCCGAUCCGGAACCUUCUCAAAACCUAGAUCGAACUGGUGACCUAGAUUCCUACGAUGACCUAGACUUAGACUUGGGAGAAACGUCAUCAGCGUACACCCCGCAACCUAUAUACGACAAUUCAUAUACAGACGUGUAUGACAACAAUUUGAACUUUUUACACGCGGCUAAAGAUCUGGAUGUAUCGAGACAAGGUAACGAGAGUAUCGUCUCUGUGCCGAGAGGGCUAAAGGCGGUAAUCGUAAAGCAUCGGUUUGUGACGUUGAGCUGGGAAGAGCCGGAGACUAAGAAUGAGGAAAUUCAGGGUUAUGCUGUUGUCUAUAAGGUGAAAGGGAGUGAGAGAGAGCGCGUGUCCCGCGGCGGCCCCUCCAAGCACGAGAUGAACGUAGCGUCGCUUCAGCCCAACACAACUUAUCAGUUUGCUAUCUUGGCCUUCACCGAACAUGCCGUGUCGCCGCCCAGUCAAAUAAUCGAGGUGACUACCCCCGAGGAGGAGCUGACGUACGGUCCCCCCACGAACGUCAGGGCCGAGGCCGUCGGUCCCCACGCCGUGCGCGUAUCGUGGUCGCCGCCCGCCGCACCGACACCGCCCGCCAAGUACUCCGUGCACUACAGCGAGGCGGAGAGCGGCCGCGAGCAGUUCCAGUACGUGGACGCCGACCUGGGCGGCGACGUCGUGGCCACGACGCUGAGCGGGCUGCGCGCCGCCACCGCGUACUGGCUGCGCGUGGCGGCGGCGGGCGGCGCGCCGGCCGGCGAGCUGCGCGUGCGCACGCCCAGCGACGUGCCCGCCGCGCCGCCGGCCAACGUCAGCGCCGUCUCCACGGGCGCCACGAAUUUGACAGGAUAUUACGUAGAUUUGGCGCCAUCUACCGAGUACAGGAAUGGGGACCUUCAUAACAAAGGAUAUUUGGCCGGAAUUCUUGCUAUAUUGAAAUAA
Messenger RNA from Hyposmocoma kahamanoa, 2322 nucleotides. RefSeq names its product netrin receptor DCC-like (gene fra). Bases 1 to 2322 code for a protein of 773 amino acids. The record is from RefSeq and is a predicted model, not a curated record. Gene Ontology annotation, molecular function: protein binding. NCBI's taxonomy places the organism in Eukaryota, Metazoa, Arthropoda, Insecta, Lepidoptera, Cosmopterigidae. Gene Ontology annotation, biological process: cell-cell adhesion. The transcript is spliced from 14 exons.